Molecule: messenger RNA, 1584 nt
Organism: Bactrocera oleae (olive fruit fly)
Lineage: Eukaryota; Metazoa; Arthropoda; Insecta; Diptera; Tephritidae
Molecular function (GO): heme binding; transmembrane monodehydroascorbate reductase activity
Source: RefSeq, a predicted model, not a curated record
AUUUAGUGCCGCAAGGAACUCGCGCAGUUCUUAUACCAUUUAUGGUACAUACAUACAUAUGUAUACAUUCAUAUAUACAAGUAUGUAUGUAACGUCACCAAUUUUGUUUUUCUGUGUUGAUUAGUUGCACACUUUCGCUAAUUCAUCCAAAUAGCUGGGGGUUUACCAACGCUACGCUCACUGGCCGCCAAUGAAGCUGGAUUGUGACGUCACUUCGUAUCGUAAAAUUCUGUGUACAAGUUUAGCCGAUUCUUUGUAAAUGUUUAAUGCAAGCAACGUGGUUGUGACGGCAGUGAGCUUUUCAAAUGAGUCAAAAAUGUUUUUCUUUUCUUUUUUUCUGUAGUAAAUUUAAAAUGAUCAUUUGUGGCUUGAAAGGAGCGCUACGCCAGUUCAGUCGUGUUGCAAACUCAAUAAGAGGAAGUCGUUAGUGCGCGAAAUCGUUUAAUCUAACAUAAAAUUAUUUUGGAAGUGGUUUUGUUGGUGUGACAACAAAAACUGUGAUAUAGCUAUAGAAUAUAAUUUAGUUUAAAAUUGCGGUAAAUAAAAAAUAAACCGCCAAGAAGUACUUGCUAGAGGGGUCAGUGUGAGUCUCUGCGUCAGUAUCGUUACAAAAGUUCUGAAAUCGUAACAUUUGGUUUACUAAGCUUGUCGAAUAAAAAUAAUAAUUGAAUUACAAAUAAGAACACAAUGGUCAUAAGCAGCUACACAUGGAAUCUCGCCAAUCAAUGCUUCAUUUUGGCAAUAACCGUUUGUAUGUCAGUGAAAUGUGCGGAAAUGAAAUUCCAAAAAACUGCCACACAUGCAUUUCUCUGUACGCUUGGAUUUGUUUUCCUUUCGGCCGAGGGCAUGAUGGUGCGUUGCAACAAUAAUUGGCUAACACGCUCCUUGCAUCCAGAUACAAAGACAACGCUGCAUUUCUGGUUGCAAUUAGUUGGUGGUAUUUUAGGGGUGGCGGGUACGCUGCAGAAAUCCCUGCCAAAGGAACACCAUUUCCGUUCGUGGCAUGGAAAACUGGGUUUAGCUGCUUGCGUGUUCUUUGUGAUCAACUGUCUCUCCGGCUCGUUGGGUCUGUACUGCUGGGGCUACCGUCAGUAUGUGUCGCCGGUAGUUAACGAUUUCAUACACAACUUUCUUGGUUUGCUAACAUUUGUAACUGCAAUGCUGGCUCAAUAUACCGGCUAUAAUACGGGCUUCUUUCGCCGCAAUUUAAAGGAGCACGAAAAAUUCUAUAAAUACUUGACAGCGGCCGUAUUGGUGCUGACUACAUGGGGACCAUUGAUGAUAUUUUUACGGAAGCUCUUUUAGAUUAGAAAUAAAUAGUUAAAACAUUAAGCAAUAAGGAAAUGUGAUUAUUGUACAAAGUUCGAAUUUAGAAGCGUGUAUGUGACUUAAAUAAUGAAAGAGCAAAUGUUUUUUUUUAUUUUUAUUGAAAUGUUAAAUUACAAGGUACCGUUUUUGAAAAUUGGAAUAAUAAAUGUAUCUAGCUUAAUUUUUUCAUAAUAUUUUUAUACUAUUGUAUGAGAAGAGUAUUGAAAAGAAGAGAAAAUAAAAGAAUCUAGCAUAGUAGCCACUAGAAAACAGUUA